AUGAUAUUGGCAAGUAACCGGAUUGGUCCCGAGGGAGCUCAGGCUCUCGCAGAAGCCUUGAAGAUCAAUAGCUCCGUGCGGCUCAUGAUAUUGGCAAGUAACCGGAUUGGUCCCGAGGGAGCUCAGGCUCUCGCAGAAGCCUUGAAGAUCAAUAGCUCCGUGCGGGACAUGAAAUUGGCAAGUAACCGGAUUGAACCCGAGGGAGCUCAGGCUCUCGCGGAAGCCUUGAAGAUCAAUAGCUCCGUGCGGGACAUGAAUUUGGCAUUCAAUGAGAUUGGUGCCGAGGGAGCUCAGGCUCUCGCGGAAGCCUUGAAGAUCAAUAGCUCCGUGCGGGACAUGAAUUUGGCAUUCAAUGAGAUUGGUGCCGAGGGAGCUCAGGCUGUUGCAGACGCCCUGCAGAGGAAGACUUCAGUCAGAGACACCACUGCUGAUGACUUGGACGACGGAGCCAAGGAGAGUAAUGAUCAAGUCUCCGGCAGACGCCCUUUUGAAGCACCGGUUCGUCUUAAGCCACUGGCUGGGGCUUUGAAGACGAACAUUUCCGUGACAAGCAUCAAACUGGAUGACAAUUCCAUCGGCGAUGAGGGAGUGAAGGCACUAGCUGAGGCUUUGAAGACGAACACCUCCGUGACAAGCAUCGACCUGGGUCGAACUUCCAGCGGCGUUGAGGGAGUGAAGGCACUGGCUGAAGCUUUGAAGACGAACACUUCCGUGACAAGCAUCAACCUGUGUGACAAUUCCAUCGGCGCUGAGGGAGUGAAGGCACUAGCUGAGGCUUUGAAGACAAACACUUCUGUGACAAGCAUCGACCUGGGUAAAACUUCCAGCGGCGUUGAGGGAGUGAAGGCACUGGCUGAAGCUUUGAAGAUGAACACUUCCGUGACAAGCAUCAACCUGUGUGACAAUUCCAUCGGCGCUGAGGGAGUGAAGGCACUGGCUGAAGCUUUGAAGACGAACACUUCUGUGACAAGCAUCGACCUGCGUUACAAUUCCAUCGGGGAUGAGGGAGUGAAGGCACUGGCUGAAACUUUGAAGAAGAACACCUCCGUUACAAACAUCAACCUGGAUGACAAUUCCAUCGGUGUUGAGGGCGCGAAGGCACUGGCUGAAGCUUUGAUGACGAACACUUCCGUGACAAGCAUUGACCUGUCUUGGAAUGCCAUCGGAGAUGAGGGAGCGCAGGCGUUGAAGCAAGUGAUCGAGGAAAAGAAGAAGAUGGGUUUUGAACUCCGCAUUGAAUUCUAGAGAUCUCAGCUGAGCAGAGCUCGUUC
Messenger RNA from Cladocopium goreaui, 1271 nucleotides. Lineage: Eukaryota; Dinophyceae; Suessiales; Symbiodiniaceae. The record is from the annotation of a GenBank genome assembly.